AGAAUUAUAACGGAAGCUGAAAUCGAAGCUGGUCACACAGCUAUGAUAGCAUUCUUACAAUAUGCUGAACACAUUUAUGGGAAAAAUUUCUGUUCUCCUAAUAUGCAUUUGCACAAACAUUUACAGGAAUGCAUGAUAGAUUAUGGCCCGUGGUAUUCAUUCUGGUGUUUUGCUUACGAACAACUUGGUUCAUUUCCUAAUUCAAACCGCAAUAUGGAACUAGAAGUGCUCGAAAAUUUUAAUCGCCAAAUUUACAUUCAACAAAUUAAAGCAAAAGCCUAUCAUUACUUGCCUCGGAAUUUUUUAUCAUCUUUAGAUUUGAUUGCCCAAAUUAAUGUUGAAAAAACUGGAACUUUGGGUCACUAUAAUUUUACAGUUCAAGAGGCAUUAGAUUUUCGUGCAAUGUCUGGUGGAUUAAUCGAUCAUAUUGUAACUGGCUCAGAACGAUUUCCUGGUCAUUUUGUCAGGCCAUUUCAUGAAAUUAUCUUAUCAACUGAAAUAAUUAAAUUUCUUGUUCAGUAUUAUUCAGAAAUUUAUCCAAAUUACAACUUUUAUGAUGAACAUCAAUUACCAAAAUCAGAAAAAUCAAUUCUU
Messenger RNA from Racocetra persica, 594 nucleotides. The record is from the annotation of a GenBank genome assembly. Lineage: Eukaryota; Fungi; Glomeromycota; Glomeromycetes; Diversisporales; Gigasporaceae.